GUCGCGAGUUGUGGCACAUUCGUGAGCAAACAGGCAUAAACAACCGCCCACACCAACUGUCCACCGUCCGGCGCUCGCCGUCAGUGGGACCUACAUCUGUGACGCCAUCUACACACGAAACAUUCUCGAAUCCUCAAAAUCCCGUGCCCGCUCGUAUAUAAGCUAGCUAGCUCUCAGCUCUUUCCUCCAGAAACACACACAAAUCAUCAUGUCUUCUAACACCAACUUCAACUCUGCCGCCAUGGCUGCCGCUCGUCCGCAACAUCACGUCCACGGCAGCUCAGACCCUCUUCCAGGAACCCGAGGUGCCGAUCCCAGCGUUGACUACAGCGCCGAUACGAUUGAGCACGGUGGUCCCAACACCACCUGGAACGAGAGGGACGAAAGGCAAUUUACGACAGGCCAAAUGGGCCAACAUAGGGACGAAAGACAGUUUGGCCAAAUGGGCGAAACUGGGCAUCAGCAGAUGCAACAGCAGCAACAGCACCACGCCGCACAGGAUGGCCAAAAUGUUUUCAACUCGGAUCGACCAAUGAACGUUCAACCCACUGCAGCUGGUGGCGUAGCUAUCGGUGGUCGUAGCGAUCUUCCCGAAGGGCACGCGUCUGCGACUGAUAAACUCGUUGGAAAGACCCAGAAGGUCAUAGGCAAAAUGACCGGUAAACCAGAGAUGCACGAGAAAGGAGAGUUGCGAGAAACCGGUGGUAAGGCUGCCGCACAGGGGGGAGCACGAGCUGCUCAUGAUUAAACGAUGAACUGCAAGAAGAUUAAAGAAUAUUUUUGUAUUUCUAGGCUUUGCCACCUAAUGAUGUAUGAAUACACCA
This is a messenger RNA of Marasmius oreades (fairy-ring Marasmius), 824 nucleotides long. RefSeq lists its product as uncharacterized. NCBI's taxonomy places the organism in Eukaryota, Fungi, Basidiomycota, Agaricomycetes, Agaricales, Marasmiaceae. The coding region runs from base 209 to 748 and encodes 179 amino acids. The transcript has 4 exons. The record is from RefSeq and is a predicted model, not a curated record.